Messenger RNA from Megalobrama amblycephala (Wuchang bream), 969 nucleotides. Its product is annotated as nuclear factor 7, ovary-like. The transcript has 3 exons. Lineage: Eukaryota; Metazoa; Chordata; Actinopteri; Cypriniformes; Xenocyprididae. The record is from RefSeq and is a predicted model, not a curated record. The coding region runs from base 203 to 706 and encodes 167 amino acids. Gene Ontology annotation, molecular function: zinc ion binding.
UAUUGCUUUCUCAAAUCCUGGACAAAAUCAUAAGGAAAUGAAGAGAAAAACUUUGAAGAAAGGACUAUUUCUGAAAGGACUCAGAAUAGAGCAGACAGCACAGCUUUGGUGAUUUUUUUGAAUUUUUUGAAACCAACAUUCAGAAAGUGAAAAAACAGUUUUGAUUGUCUGAACUUUUACAAACAGUCCAAAUGGAUUCACUAUGUGGAAGAUCUUUCCUGUCCCGUGUGCUUGGAAAUCUUCAAGAUUCCUGUUCUUCUGUCCGUGUAGUCACAGUGUCUGUAAAGAGUGUCUUCAACAAUUCUGGAGAACCAGGAACAAUCAGGAGUGUCCUGUCUUCAGGAGAAGAUCCUCAAAACAGGAACCGCCUUAUAAUCUUGCUUUAAAUAACUUAUGUGAGUCUUUCCUGAAGGAGAGAAGCGAGAGUUCAUCUGAGAAAGUCUGCUAUUCUCACAAUGAGAAACUCAAACUUUUCUGUCUGGAGGAUAAAGAGCCUGUGUGUUUAGUGUGCAGAGAUUCACAAAAACAUGCUAAUCACACAUUUCAACCCAUCAGCGAAGUUGUUCCAUCUUACAAGGAGGAACUUAAAACAGCACUGAAGUCCUUACAAGAGAAACUUAAAUGCAAAGAAGAAAUGAAAGGAGAGUGCAGUAAAACUGUUCAGCACAUCAAGCCACUAGCGGCACCUGCUGGUGAAGCCGACUAACAGCAGAUGGCGAUCAUGCAUUGGUACGUUACUGUUCUUCCUGCAGUUCCCGGAUGUGAAAUGUUGAAUUUUCUGGUGAAUUUGAACCACUGAAUUUGUGGAAGCGAAUUUGUAAAACGAAAUAAAAUGGACCGAAAAUUGCUAGUUAAAUAUUAUAGGUUGUAUUUUUAAACAGAAUUAAUAUUUUGGAAGUGAAAUCUGAAAGGUGAAUAUAAAUUACUGAAUUUUUAAUAAUGAAAAUGUGUGUGAAAUGUUUUGAAUUU